CAUCAAGGCCAUCCCAUAACCUGUGUUUGAGAAGACAUACCAAAAGUGUCGGUUCAUCUCGUCGAGUGUUUUUGAUUGUGUCGAGAUUCACGAUGCCAUUGGAAAAUUUGGAAGAGGAAGGCUUGGAGAAAAAUCCGAACCUGGAAUUGGCGCAAACUAAAUUCCUGCUGAGUCUUCCCGAGCACAAGAAUGAUCAUUCUUUGAAGACGAAACUGUUGGAUGCCAUCAAAGCUGAAAACAUGGCUCCAUUUUACGAAGAGGUGUGUAAAGACUUGGAUUGGUCAGUAGACGAAGCACUUCUCUCAACAAUGAAGGCACAUAAUACGGAACAAUUGAAAAAACUCGAUGAUGCUAUCGAAGAUGCCGAAAAGAAUUUAGGCGAGAUGGAGGUUCGAGAAGCAAACUUGAAGAAAUCUGAAUAUCUGUGUCGAAUAGGUGACAAGGAAGGUGCAAUCUCAGCGUUUAGAAAAACGUACGACAAGACAGUUUCAUUAGGACACAGGCUAGACAUUGUAUUUCAUAAUAUUAGGAUUGGUUUGUUCUAUCUAGAUCACGAUCAUAUCACCAGAAAUAUCGAAAAGGCGAAAAGUUUGAUAGAGGAAGGUGGUGACUGGGAUAGACGAAAUCGUCUGAAGGUCUAUCAGGGAACAUACUGCAUAGCAGUUCGUAACUUUAAAGAAGCUGCAAACUUUUUCUUGGACACAAUUAGCACAUUUACGAGUUACGAACUUAUGGAUUACAAUACAUUCGUAAGGUAUACUGUAUAUCUGAGUAUGAUAAGUCUCCCGCGCAAUGAGCUGAGAGACAAAAUCAUUAAAGGAUCUGAAAUACUAGAGGUUCUUCAUAGCAAUCCAGACGUCAAGGAUUACUUAUUUUCAUUGUAUAAUUGCCAUUAUGCGGAUUUCUUCAAGAAUCUUGCACACGUCGAAGGAUUAUUGCGCCGAGAUUAUUUGGUAUUUCCACACUAUCGAUAUUACAUUCGAGAGAUGCGUAUACUCGCGUACACGCAGCUGCUGGAAUCUUACCGAUCUUUAACUCUCCAGUAUAUGGCUGAAGCGUUUGGAGUUACAGUAGAGUACAUUGAUCAAGAAUUAUCACGCUUCAUAGCAGCAGGGAGAUUACAUUGCAAGGUUGAUCGAGUCGGUGGUGUAGUCGAAACCAAUCGGCCGGACAGUAAAAACUGGCAGUACCAAGCGAUGGUGAAGCAAGGGGACCUUUUACUCAACAGGGUGCAAAAAUUAUCACGUGUUAUUAAUAUUUAAUUUCAUAUAUCGCAUUAUCAUACAUAUAUUAAAUAUAUACACAAUAUACUUCUAACAUUGUGACAUUUACUUAAACCUUAAACUUAAUUUACUUUACCUUAAACGCAAAAUUAUUUUAUUAUAUUUAACGAAUAUCUGCAUGUUGAAUAUUUUUAAUGAAGUUCACAGAAUACGUGUGAAAAUAAAUCUCUAAAAAA
Molecule: messenger RNA, 1459 nt
Organism: Harpegnathos saltator (Jerdon's jumping ant)
Lineage: Eukaryota; Metazoa; Arthropoda; Insecta; Hymenoptera; Formicidae
Gene: Rpn7
Product: regulatory particle non-ATPase 7
Exons: 5
Coding region: 93-1262 (389 amino acids)
Biological process (GO): proteasome-mediated ubiquitin-dependent protein catabolic process
Cellular component (GO): proteasome regulatory particle
Molecular function (GO): protein binding
Source: RefSeq, a predicted model, not a curated record